AUGGGUAGUAACAAAAGCAAACAGCCGAAAUAUGUUAAACCUUAUGUUCGACCAAAACCUGUGGAAAAACGUCCAGUUGUUCCUCCUGAACCAGAACCAGUACCUGAACCACCGAAGAAAAUCACAAAGAGAAUUCCGAAAGUCUUCCCUCGUUAUAUUCCACGUCGCGAUCGACUACAUAGUCCUCAAACUAAGCGACCUAUCGAGCUGUCAUGGUUACAAAAGAACGGCGAAAACGAUAAUUAUUCUCGAAUCAAUUACCACUAUCACGGCCUUCAUCAAUAUCAUUAUCAUGGCCAUCACCAUCAUCAUCAUCAUCAGAGCCUUCACGAUAAUGAACAUGAUACUCGAAUUCCAUUAGCAAUCAAACGCAUUCAUGGUUUUGUGGUCACAUUUCGUGACGUAUACGCGGUGUUAUAG
Molecule: messenger RNA, 420 nt
Organism: Adineta ricciae
Lineage: Eukaryota; Metazoa; Rotifera; Eurotatoria; Adinetida; Adinetidae
Source: the annotation of a GenBank genome assembly